CAGGUUUUCAAAUAAUUUGCUGUAGUCCUUCCAUGCCAAAGUUAUUCUGAAAAACAGUAUCUAUAUAGUUUCAGAGCUGCUGGCAACUUUCAUUUAAAAUAGCUGAGCACGAAUGUCAGAGAGUUUUAGUGAUAUUGUGAACUACGAUCUAGAAAGAACACAUUUCAAACUGUUUUACAGAUCCUCUAAUUAAUGAGAUGGUUUUGUGGUUUAAAAAACAACAUAGAGACAUGGAGUGAGGUACAUGGAAAAAUUUAAGAAGACCCAUGCGAUCAGAAGGGAUUGCGAUAGAAAAACAGUGAAACAAUUUCUACAAGACUGGCGUAUUCUUCAAUAUCUCCGGAGAGAAGUUUUGAUUAACCUGGAUUUUGAGCUAUUAUUUCCUGACAAAGCUCUUAGCUUAUACCUCAGUUGGGAUAAUGUACUUGAAAAAAUUGUUGAACUGAGGGGGAUCAAGGGAUCACACAGUGACUCAGUUGUUAAAGGAAACUUCUUCGAUGUAAGUUUUACCACUCAUCCAAAUCGGUUCAUUAUAUCCAACCAUAUCAACAAAUUCGAGUUUUCAAGAUGGCAGACUUCCUGCACAGCUGAAGCUGUUAAAUUAUUUGAUACCACCAACUGAAAAAGUCAAGGCUGGCCACAAGUGGUUGAAAUUCUCGACACUAGAGGGCCCAGAGGGAAUGCUGGUUCCCGGUGACAUUUACACUAUUGUUGCUAAAAAAGUAAGCGAGGCUGCAGAAAGAAAAGCCACGGUUCAGCCUUAUUUAAUAGUGGUAGGAUCAGAUCUAUCGAACAUAGAAACGAAUUAUAUUGUUACUGACGAUAACGUAGCCUAUAUACAUAUGUACACUCUGAUACAAAAAUAUGUGUAUAAGAUCAAUCUACAUACAGACGAAAUUAUUCCGGAUAUUUAUGUGAGUCCAUUACGUGCGUUGCACGAUUGACGUUGAUUUAAUGUAAUGUGAUGUUUAUAUGAAAAUAAAUAUGUUACAUACAUAAAA
Molecule: messenger RNA, 1001 nt
Organism: Acanthoscelides obtectus
Lineage: Eukaryota; Metazoa; Arthropoda; Insecta; Coleoptera; Chrysomelidae
Source: the annotation of a GenBank genome assembly